UCUGUGUUUUUAAAACUUUUGCGGUUGUGAAAAGGAAAAAGUUUUGCUUAAUUUUUUGUGAUUUUAUCAUCCACACAAAAAGUUCCUUAUUAAAAUAUAUAAAAAACAAGUAAUAAGCAAUGAUAAGGGAAGAUGAUUUUGACGAGGAAACAUCUGAACCGACGACAUCUGUCCAUAAAGAGGAGGAAGCAGUGAUUUUGAUUUCAAAACCCGAACUUAGCUCUCAAUCAACCAUCGAUGAAAAUAUAAUCUCGCUUGACCAUUCGUUCGGGUAUGAUUGUAAGAAAAUGUAUAACCUCGUCUUGAUUGAUUCCAAAACGUUAGUAUUUGCAUCAGGAAAUUUGAUUCACUUUUUCGACAUCGAGUCUAAAACAGUUCAUGUGAGACGUUCUGCAUGCGGUGGUGGCAUCGGUUGCAUAUCUAAAAAUCCAGUCUAUAAGCAAUUAUUGACAGUAGCAGAGAAUGGAAAUAGACCAACAAUUUUCAUUUAUAAAUAUCCCGAAAUGGAAAUUCAAUCAACGUUGUUGAAAGGAACAAAACUUCAAUACUCAAUGGUUGAUUACACAGCAGAUGGUGAACUUUUAGCAUCUCAAGGUGGCUCACCCGAUUUCAUGCUCACAAUAUGGGAUUGGAAACGAGGAGAAAUUAAAUUGCGAACAAAGUCAUUCAGUAACGAUGUUGUCAAUUUGAUGUUUUCACCUUACAUCCCUGAACAGCUCACGACAUGUGGAUUGGGACACAUAAAGUUUUGGAAAAUGUCACAAACUUUCACCGGAUUAAAAUUGCAAGGAUUGAUUGGACGUUUUGGGAAAACAGAAAUUUGUGACAUUUACGGCAUGUGUCCAUUGCCAGAUGAAAAAAUUCUAUCUGGAUGUGAGUGGGGUAAUGUUUUGGUAUGGGAAGGUGGUCUUGUAAAAAUGGAAGUUUGCAGAAAGAAUCGUCGACCAUGUCAUAAUGGUCCAAUAACACAAAUUUUUAUGUAUAAUAAUGAAGAAGUUAUGACUGUUGGAAGUGAUGGAUUCAUUCGUAUAUGGUAUUGGGAAACGGUAGAAUUAUCCGACCCAGCAGAAGAUGAUCGAGUCGUAGAAAUAGAGCCAAGUCAUGAAUUUCGUAUCGGCACGGGCAGUUAUAGUGCACAGCUACUGAAAGUUGUAAAAUCAGAGGAUGAAAAUAACGAAUCAGCAAUAUGGUAUGCACAAGAUGGUAAUGGUGGUUUGUGGUGGUGCGAUUUAUCAACAAUCAAGCGCCCGCUAUUUCCACGGCAGUUGUUUCGUUGUCAUGCGGGGGAAAUUGUGGCUUGUGAUACCAGUUCUGUGGCAAGCCUGAUAUGUACUUUAGGCGAUGAUGGUCGAAUUUACAUUUAUAAUUAUUUAGAGAAGAACUUGAUAUUCCACCAUCAAUUUUUGGCUCCAGGUUGUGAUAUGAUUUGGCUGCCAGUUUCAGUUGAUCCAACCGCAUCGAUCCUUGUUAUUGGUUUUGCCGAUGGCGUGCUGCGUAUCGUUUCAUUCAACGAUAAGGAACUGGAAAUUCAAUUUAUUCAAGUAAUAAAAUGCCAUUGUAAUUCAAUAACAAAAAUUUCAAUGAAUCCAAAACAAACAAUUCUUGUUAGUGCAUCCGAUGACUUAACAAUAUUUGUACAUCAAAUUGCACGAUCUAAACCAUUCCCAACAUUAUUGCCAAUUGGUUUUAUUCGUGUCGAUUCACCCGUUACAUGCAUAAAUUGGGAUUCACACCGAUGGUCAACCGGUGUAUUUGGCUGCAGAUAUGGUGAUUUUAUUGAAGUUGAUAUACCUGAACAACCACAAGCGUACGAACGUAAUAGCUACUACCUUGCAAACGUUCCAGUUAAACGCUUUAAAUUCAAAUCCAUAAAAUCAUCAAUAAAAAGAAAUGAGCAAAUUAAAGAGCUCGAAUCGAAAAAGGAGCAAAAGCGUCGAUUGAAAUUGAAAGAACUGGAAAGAAUAAAAAGAGAAUCGCCAGAUGAAAAAAUCAAUGAAGAGGAAUUUCUUGCUGAAUCAGAUGAUGAGGAAACGCUUAAAGCAAUUCACAUUCCCGAUCCGCCUAAUAAAAUUUUAUGGAUACAAUAUACAAAGGAUGGAACAUUUUGGUUAUCACUUGAUGGAUACGAUGCAGGCUAUGUGUACGAAUAUUGUAAGGAAAGUGGCGAAUUGCUUUCGUAUACAAAAAUUCCAUCAGCAGAAAAUGACGCAAUUUAUUCGUUCAUCCAUCGCGACGAAUAUUGUAUUUUUGGCAUGAGCAACGGAAAAAUACGCAUCAAUCGAAUGUCAAAUGGAAACUGGCGUGAUUUAUCUAAUUAUUGGGUCCUCAGCAUGCAUGAUAAUUUUUUUGGCAGUAUUCCGGCACUUCGCUUCAGCUACGACAAUAAAUUUCUCUUCUCAAUUGGCACUGAUGGAAAUUUAUUUGCAUACAAUUGGAAUCUGCCAGUAACUUAUGUUCAACCUAGUCAACCGACACCAAUACCCAAACUUGUUGCAAUUGUCCGUGAUAUUGACGAUCCAAAACAUUUAUCAUUAGAACAGCAAAAAGAACAAGAGAAUGAAGAACAACAACUGAAAUAUUCAGCUGACAAGAAGGAUAAAGUUUUAGCAACUAUUGCCAAGUUGAGAAAGGAAUUCGAAGAGAUUAUGAUGAAAAAUUCACAACUACCGGAGUCUCAAAGACUAACCCCAGCUGAUUUAGCUCUAGAUGAUCGCAUUAUCGAUGACCUUCAGCAAAAGCUAGACAUUCAAAUGGACAUCGUAAGACGACAAAAGGAAUUCGAUUUUGAAAAGGCAAAACUUGCUGGAAAGAAGCUUAUGGAACAUUUCAUAGAGCCAAUCAUUUAUCCUAUUGAAGUUAUAGGUAUUAAGAAUGGAUUGUCUGUGUUUUCUUUUCGCAUUAAGAAACUUGGAAAGGAAUUUUACAAUUUGAAAGAAGAAGUUGAGGAGAAACUUGAGGCUGCCUUAAAGAAAAAAAGGGUAUAUGAGGACUAUGUAGAGGAUAGUUAUUCAGAAAGAAUGCUUGACACAAUAGAAGCAAGUAUAAGAACACUAGAUACUGAAUCAGCAAUCCCGACAAUUGAGCCCUUCUUAAUUGGUCUUAAUGUAUCAAAUCUUGAUGCUAAAUUGGAAAGCAAAAUGCGUCGUCUUCUCAACAAAUAUCGUGAAAGAAAGGCAAAGGAACUGGCUCGUAAGAAAGAAUGGGAGACCGUUCAUACAGAACAUCCUAAUCCCGACAUGGAUCAUCCAAGCGAUAUUAAAAUGAUGGAUGAGGCAAAACGAACUAUAGGAGAUUAUAAACUUAAAUCAGAUGCUGAUUUUGAGGCAUCAGAUGAACAGCGUGAAACAGUUGUGUCAAAGCUUCAAGAGAUUGUAAAGACGCGAGAGGAUGCAUUUAAUAUCAAAAACAACUAUAAUACAAAAAUCUUUAAUAUGCGAGAGAAAAAGAAGGAACUAUAUCACUAUGUGCAGCGUAAAAUGUCAAAGCUUUCAGAAAUUCAUUUAGAAAUUCCAGAGAGUCAACGAGUAACGCCAGACAUUUCCGUAACAUUUAACUUCGAUCGAGAAUUUCCCGAACGUAAUUUAGAUUUACGUAAAUAUUUAACACCCGAGACAUAUGUUACAGAAUUAAUGGAAUCAGCGAGUUGUCGUACAGCAACACUUACGCCAUUUCAAAUUGCUGAAAAGAAUCUCAUUGAAUUGCAACGAAAUGUUCUUCAACCAUGUCCAUCGGUUGACGUACAGACAAAAUUUGGAUAUCAAGUGUCUGAUAAAAUAAGUUUAAAGCUUUUAAAGAAACUCGAUAGCGUCAGUGUUGACGGAAAAGCAACAGAACUCAGUGAUUGGGAAAAUGAACUCAUGAAUUUACGUACACGCCGUCGGAUAUUUGAGCAGAAGAAAAUUAUCAAUAAAAUCAAUGCCCGGAUUGUUGAAUUCGAUGAGGAAAUUGCUCAAUUGUCUGAAGAGCGCUAUGAUGUGGAAGUGAAAGCAAAAUUUAAGGAAAUUUUUCUUCUCACGCUCAAUCAAGAGCUGAUGAUAUUGAAAGAUUUUGAGCCAAUGGAAGAAAUAUUGAUGGAUGACGUUGAAAGAAAAGGAACGGAAGUUAAACAAUUGUCUCUUCGUCUUUCAAAUUUAAAUGCCGAGGUUGAGAUUCAGAAGAGAAUGAUUGAAGACUUACAAGAUUUAUGUAAAAAGAUAGAGAUAAGAUUUAAAUCACAUCUUGUAGACAACAAAUUCGCGGCAUUCUUGCGAAAAAUUUUUAGUCGACAUCUCACUGAAGUAGAUCAUCAUGAGAAUGAUGAGACAGAGGACAAUUCCGCUGAAUCACAAACAUCGUCAGCAUUAUCAACAUCCUCUUCAUCGUCCACGAUUUCAACAUUAUCCAAGGAUGUUAAAAUGAAAAAACUAGAUGAAAGUAUAUGUCCUAAGGGAUGUGAACGUAAACUGUACGAUCUAACAUUCAAAAUGCGCCGUGAACGACAUGAGCAUGAACGAAUUAUUAAUGGAAAACAAAAAGAUCUCGAAGCAAUUCUAAUGGAUUAUGAAACAUUGAAUCAGAAGCUAGAAAAGUCGAAAGCUGAUUACGAAAAGUACAGAUCGAAACUGUCAAGUUUGCGUCAUCACAAGCAGACAUUACUCAACGAUGUUGAUACGAUUGUCAUGCUUAAAAUGGAUCAAAUGCAGUACUUUAAAAAUCCUGAAGAGUUUAUUGAUAUUGAUAACACUUUACUGUUCAAUAAACAAAAUGUCAUGCGACUUUAUUCGCGUGUUAACAAAUUGGCAGAUGAGACAAUUGAAGCAAAGCGAAGUCAUCGAAUAAAUGUUGUUCAUCUUGCCAAAAUGAAAACAGACAUUCAACUAAUGGAGAAGCAAAUUGUUGAUUUGAAAGAUAGCGUGAAUCAAGCAAUGUUGAAGAAAUUCGGUCGUGUCAUUGAUUUGAAUGAGGUUGAAGAGACAAUUUUGAGACGAUUUGCGUUUGAAAUGCAAAUUGAAAUCCGCUCUAAUGCUGAGGACAUAAAGAAGCAGUACUUUAGCAAAAUUAAUGAAUUGAAGAGAAUCCGAAUCGAUAAACAGAAGGAACUGAGUCGUGUUCUGCAAGGAGCAACAGAGAAGCUUAACAUCCUUACAGUUCUAGAAGAGGAACGAAACUUCCUGAACAAAAUAAUUUCGAUGCAAACAAAGAAGAAGGAAAUGUCGACACUUUUACACCAGCAACAGCAACGUGAAGAAAUUGGAAGUGAUUUAGAUAAAUUGAAGGAAAUUAGCUAUCAUCAGAAGGAGCAAAUUGAGAUGCUCCAAAGAGAAAUCCGUGCCUUGAGCUUAAAGACUAAAUCAUUUGUUGAUGCACGUCAGGAAUAUGAUACGCUCGAUUAUAGUAUACGUCAAUUGCAUGGUGAAUGUCGUCCAUUUGAGGAUUCAAUUUGUUCAAAUGUCGAUGAAUCAAUUAUGUCGUCGACUCGUGCAUCGUCACCUGAUGAAGUUUUCAUUGAAAUAUUAAAAGCUGUGAAGAAGUUUUUAUCUGAAAACUUUAAAUUUGCAUCUUGUAAUGAUCGUGACGUUGAGAAUAUUGCAAUGAAAAUUUCAAAAUACGUUCACCAAAUGACACUUGAAUUCAAUUCAUCAUCAGAUGUGUCAGACGAGAUGUUAUCGAGAGUAAUUGAAAGAUUCAAAUCAUUCUUACCAUCGAGUGCUGAAAUUCUGAAUGAAAAUAAGAUUUCAUCAUUCAUUGCGCAAAUUUUGAAGAAUAUUAAUGAGGACGUAGACGAGAAUCACAUUGAAAUUCUUCGUGAGAUUAUCAAUAAUACAAUUGAGUCAGCAAAUCAGACUGCAAUAUCAUCUAAUUCAUAUCUGCAGCAUCUCCUAACAGAAAUAUUCAAAAUGAUUAUUAUCACACUGCGAGUUCCAGAAGACAUUGGUGAGAAUGAAUGCAUUACUGAAAUUUCAAUACGAUUAUCACGUCUGAAUGGCGUUAGUACGAGACAUGUGGUAAUUGAAGAGAUUCUCGAAGACAUCUUGGAUUAUGCGGUGGAAAAUUUAGAGGAAGGAAUUGAUGCUGAUUUGUUGAAAAAGAUUCUUCAGAAAAUUAUCGAAAAAUUGUGAAUCGAACGUUCCGCUUUUUAUUUUCAAUAAACUGUGCAACUUGAAAGUUUUUUCAUUUCCAAGUGUGAGGAUUAAAUAGUGUAGAGUUUUGGAUUUAGUAUGUUUGAGUUCAUUGAUUGGAGUUUAUUUAUUGUAGUUUUGUGUGCUGAACAUUAUUUUUCAAUGUUUUGAUAUAGCUUUCCCGAAUAGCACAAGUCGGUUAAUCGAAGAAAAAAAUCUGGCAUGACUUUGCCAUGGUUCUGGCUUUGAUUUAAAUCGAGCAGUAUGCCAGCGUCACACCGGCUUGGUGAUUGAUUUCUGAUCGAUUAACUUACUUUGGGCAUUCGGGUUUGAUUUUCAAACAUGACUAAAUGAUCCUGGCUGUUCUAGUAGCCAGCCCAUAAAUAAGUUUGAAUCAAGCUAGUCAUCAUGAAUUUAGCUUUUCUUUAGGCUGUUUUUUGUUUGGCAAUUGGCAAUUGACAAUUGGCUGAUUGCAAUUUUUUGGCCAUUAAAGUGAGAUUCUUUAGGAUUUAAUUGGAGCCUUAAUUGUAGUGAUUAAUUCAAAACAUCGAAAUAUUAUUUUUGUCAUCAUGUUCAAAAAAGUGUGACACCAAGACUGAGCUUAAAAAGACACGUCUUUAAAAUUUACAUUAUUCACCUUUAAGAAAUCAAUAAGUUAAUCCAAUAAAAAU
Chironomus riparius is the source of this 6769-nucleotide messenger RNA. NCBI's taxonomy places the organism in Eukaryota, Metazoa, Arthropoda, Insecta, Diptera, Chironomidae. The record is from the annotation of a GenBank genome assembly.